CUGGAUGACAGCUAUCCGGCGCCGAAACGCCGAUAGACACUCAGACGAAAGAGCCAUGGCGGCCACGGGUGGAGGGAAAAUUAGAAGCAGGAGAUAUCACAUCGCCUCUAAACCUUACGCCAAGAAUAAACAGCAACCAUCAGGGCUCAUCAGUCGAGUGACUGACACGGUGAAGAGCAUCGUUCCUUCCUGGCUGCAGAAAUACUUCAAGAAUGAAGAUGCUCCUGAAGGAGCAGAGGAUGUUCUUGGGACGGUCCAUAACUGCCUGCCACCACCUCCUCCAAAUGGCAGCGAAGAGGCACCUCCUCCCCUUGAUGGGUGUGACUCCCCAGAGCUAAGCACCAGUAACAUGGAGCCCUCAACCAGCCGGGCGUCCCUAAACUUUCAAGAUUAUGUUCUUUCUCGACCUCCAUUGAGUCGUUCCCACCUCCACUUCCCUCCGCUGGAAGCCUCCUCCCCGACCCUGGGGGCCUCCGUCAGCCAUUUCUCCCAACCCUCCACCUCCUCUGCCCCUGGACCCUUUUCCACAGGCUUCUCCUUGGUCAAAGAAAUCAAGGACAACCUCUCGCAGCACGAAGAUGAUAACAUCUCCACCACUAGCGGCUUCUCUUCUCGUGCCUCAGACAAAGAUGUCCCUACUUCCAAAACGGCGUCGUUUCCUCAACUUUGGUCCCCCGAGAUGGAGAGAACACACUCAGGCCCUCAACCGGCCCAGUCCAGUCUGAGAAAGCCUUCUUUUAACCUGUCUGUAUUUGGAAAUUCCUCCAAUUCGUCAUUAAACAGCACAUUACUAAACACCAGCCAGCUGGGAGAUUCACCCUUCUACCCCGGGAAGACCAUGUACGGUGGGGCAGCUGCAGUCAGGACCUCCCGUGGUCGCCCUGGAACACCGUACCAGGCCCCAGUGAGGAGACAGAUCAAGGCCAAGCCUGCUGGGGCUCAACCCUGUGGGGUGACCAGCGCCACAGCCAGACGCAUCCUUCAGUCCUUGGAGCGAAUGUCGAGCCCCCUGGCUGAUGCCAGGAGAAUCCCAGCAGCAGCAGCAGCCUCAUCCCCGCUGUCAGCAUCAAUGGAUGGCGCAAAUCUAGAUGUUUCACAGUCAAAAAGGAAACGUAUGGAUUCCAGCCUUCCGCCUGUGCAGAAGCUGGUGGUUCCGGUUGCAGCGUUGGUGUCAGGAAACCGCUCUGUGUCCUUCAGGCCGACCUUAACUCCUGGAGGAGUGAGCCGAACUCUUGACAGGACCCCCAGAGAGACGCCUAAGAGACAAUCACCGCAACUUCCCGAAGCUACCCCGGGUCCGUCUAAAAGCACAAUGAUUCCCAGUGGCCCGGUCUAUCCUCUGUCCAGCACGCCUGCAGCCAGCAGCGUGAGCUCCGGAGGGGGCAAGAUGAAGAGGGAGAGGACCAGUACACGGCCUUCCUCUAAGCGCUCUGAAGAGGACGAGGUGGCUGAGGUACUGGACCUACCAGCAAUAUCUCUUCCCAUCAGCACCUCUGCCUUGCCAAGCUUCAGCUUCUCUCCUCUUCCCCCGCUCGCCACCACCAACAGCGCAGCUCCCAACCUCACGCCUGUGACUCCCGCUAAGGAAGAGGUCACAAAUAAGGAGCCACCAACGAUCUCUACACCUCCCUGUGUACCCUUUACUUUUUCCUCCCCUAUUGUCAAAGCAACUGCUGCUAGUCCUCCCGCCUUUUCCCCCUCAGCUGGAUUCACUUUUAGUGCACCCGUAGCAAAGUUAGGACCCUCCAUGUCAAAUGGGAAGCUGUCCUCUCCCAUAGUUGCAGCAUUGAAGUCGGCAACCAGCAAAAGUCCAGAAGAUUUUGACGGGCUUUUCAAGCCAGCUAAGGCCCUGAAGCAGGGCAGUGUGUUGGAUCUUCUCAAGGCGCCAGGCUUUGCUUCUCCUGUUGCGCGCACUUCUCCAGGCCCAGACGUUGCUCUGCUGCAGACCUCCACACACACCACAGCCCCCUGUUCCUCCUCCUCCUCCACCACCACCAACACCUCCCUCUCUUCAAAAGGGUUUAGCGAUGUGUUCAAAGCCCCACCAGGCUGGAGUUGUGAUGUCUGCAUGGUGCAGAACAAGCCGUCAGAGACCAAAUGUGCUUGCUGUAUGGCCCCCCAGCCCUCGUCAUCCAAAUCUAUGGACAUUACACCUUCAGCGACCACCUCGGUUGGGCUUGAGAGCAGCAGCACGAACACCAGCUCCACCACUACAACGAGCGCAGGUUUUGGCGCAAUGUUCGCCAAACCAGCAGGAACAUGGGAGUGUGAUACAUGCCUGGUCCUAAACAAACCCGACGCAGUGAAGUGUGUGGCCUGUGAAACGGCCAAACCUGGGACAGGGCUUAAACCCUCACUGACUCUUCCUUCUGCCUUCUCAGCUGUUAAGACUGUGUCCCCGCCUACAGCCCCCGUUUCUACAGUGUUCAUCGGAUUUGGAGACAAGUUCAAAAAACCCGAGGGUGCAUGGGAAUGUGACACGUGUAUGGUAGAAAACAAGGCGGAGAAUACAAAGUGUGUGGCCUGCAUGAGCGCUAAACCAGGAGCCUCAGCGGGCGCCUCUUCGUCAGCCAGCAGUGCUCCAGUGUUUGGGUUGGGAGAUGCGUUCAAGAUGCCAGAGGGUGCCUGGGAGUGCGAGGUCUGUUUUGUACAGAAUAAGGCGGCUGAUGUCCAGUGUGUCGCCUGUCAGGGAGUCAAACCCGGAGCCAAAGUGGAACCCAAAGGUUUUGGUUUGUCAUCUGGCGGGACUUCAACCUCUAAUUCUGGAGGUUUUAAGUUUGGUGCACCAGACAGUACAUCGGGAUCGGGAUCUGUAGGUUUCAAGUUUGGAGGCUCCUUGACAGAGUCGUCCUCUUCAUCGUCCGAUGGAUUCAAAUUUGGAGUCCCGUUUGGAAGCUCCUCAUCAGAAACAACUUCUAAAGACACUACUGCCUCGUCAGGGUUCAAAUUUGGCAGCUCAUCUGAGGGCUUUAAAUUUGGGACUGCCUCUAGUGAUGAUAAAAAGUCUGACCAAUCCGCUGCAGGUUCUGGGUUUAAGUUUGGAGCAAGCGGUGGAAUAGCAUUCGGAAUUGGCUCAUCCAGCGCAGACGGUAACUCCUCUAAGGGCGGCUUCACCUUUGGACUCUCAAAACCAGAAGAGAAAACCCCUGACACCACCACCAACCCACCCCUUAGUUUCACUCCUCCUGCUGCCUCGCAGGAGAAAGGUGAGGGUGCUGGAUCAUCAAAUGACGCCACAUCCACGACCAACACCACCAUCGGCUCGGUAUUUGGGAGUUUAGCGAGCGCCGCACAACAGGGUGGCUCUGCUUUUGGAUCCUUACAAACGGACAAAGAGUCAGCUGCUCCCACGUUUACGUUUGGAAAGCAAGAGGAAAAGAAAGAAGCCGCAGCAGCCGUCUCGUCGGCUCAGUCGGCCUUCCUCUUUGGUGCCGCUAAUAAAGAUGCAGAUGCUGCACCACCAGCAGCGGCCAACACGGGAGGCUUUUCCUUUAGCAAGCCCAGUGCGCCAACAGAACAAACUCCUCCCGCCUACAACUUUGGCAAGGCGGCAGACCAGAGCGAAACGUCUGCUGCAGAGGCCCCGAAGCCCUCUUUUAGCUUUGGACAAAGUGCUGCAGAUUCUUCUACUGCAACAAAACCAGCGUUUUCCUUCAUGGCCGGUAAUCCCGCCAACGCCACCACUUCGUCAUCCACCACCUCGACGCCAAGUCUGUUCGGCACCACCAACAGCAUCAACACCAGCUCCGCUCAAGCCCCCGCUCCGAGCGGCUUCAUGUUCGGUCAAUCCGCCGCAGCGCCCGGUGACGCUCCUCCGGCCAAAGCCUUCGUCUUCGGCCAGAGUCGGGACAGCCAGGUGCCCGCGCCGCCAGCUGCUCCUCUGAACUCUACGCCCGCUCCAUCCCCAGCUCAGCCGUUUAUCUUUGGUGCUCCCACCACUGCAGCCGCUCCUGCUGCCGCCGCCGCUGCCGCUCCAUCUUUCGGCUUUGGAGCAAUCGCACCCACCGCUACCUCGACUUCAGUUCCCUCUGCCCCAUUUGCAUUCAACCCGGCCCCCUCUGCUGGCUUCGGGGCCAAUCAGAAUUCUUCAUUCGGUUCCACCUUUGGGUCCCCCUUCACGGCCACACCUUCCCAGCCCCCGGCCUUUGGGGCCAAAUCCAACACUACGCCGGUCUUUGGACAGCAGACACCCUCCACACCUGUCUUUAGGGCGGCUGCUAAUUCUGCACAAGGUGGAGGCUUUCAGUUUGGAGGAGCCAGUGCAUUUGGAGCCACAAACAACGCCUCGGCAGGAGUGUUUACUUUUGGAGCAGGAGGGGCACCAUCUCCUGGCCCCCCUGCAAACACCUCCAUCGCACCACAGUCAGGACCGCCUGGGGGUGGAUUUAAUUUUUCACAACCCCCAGCAUUUAAUAUUGGGUCAGCAAAAACCUUCACCGCCGCACCUGCUGGGCAGCAAACGAUUGCCGGGCGCAAGAUCAAGACAGCGGUGCGACGCAGAAAGUAGAGCCACGUGGACUCGACCACAAUGAAGACUUGACUUUGACGUGACCGAAACCUAAAUAAAGUCCUGCGAGGUCUCAGCUAGACGAACACUGAAGUUACUUGGCCGAGGCUCAUGGCCACUCUGUGGUCGGGCUGGACAGGCGGGCUGGUUUUAGCCGCAGGCUGAGCGGAUCAUUCAGAGGUUUUGUGAGAACUGUAGACUGAACAACGACAGACUUUCAAAAAGAACUAUCAAGCAAAAAAAAAAAACUGCUCGACAUGAUGAAACAAGACCGUCAUAUCAAUAUUUUCAAUACCGGCAAAUGUCUGCUACACUUUAGGCAUCACUUUUUGAAAGAAAACUGCAAAUCUGGAGAGUUGAGAGUAUACACAAAAUUCUAUUAAUUAGUAUGGGGGAUCAGGUUGUGUACUGCGAUACGCAGACAGGAGCUGUGCAGCAAAUCUCCAGGGGUCAUCCUAAAAACGAUUGAGACUGCUCCUCUUAAAAGGAUCCAAGGAGCCGUUGGAGAUGUGGCCGCGGUGUCGGUGCGGCGUGCUGUAUGUACAGGGAUGAGCGUGUAAACUUUGUGGUGAAUGCAGCGUGCUUGUUUUUCGUUUAUUUUUUUCCCCCUCUUAUGUACAGACUUGAGGUGUGUUUGGGUUAUUUGUACCCAAACUGAGGUUGCGUGUCGACGUGCGUAUGAAAACUGAACGUCAGAGUUGUGGGGGCCGCUCGCUAGCUUUGCCACAGGGGAGUGAGCAAAUGAAUGUUUAAAACAAUAACAAGGAGGAGGCGGGGGUGGGGAAAACGUAUCCGUGCGGCGUGGAUGGCGGACCGGGCCAGAGGCCUCACACCCUAGUUCAACUCUUUUAGGUCUUUGUAAAUGCAUAGUUCCCAAACUGGCAUCUUUUAGUUCUUUGACCUCUGGUUCCCUCCACUACUUUGCUUUUGUGCCGUCUCUCUCCCGUUUCCUCCUCCAGUCCUUAUACUCUCCCUUUACCUCUCUUUAUCUCUUUCUCUUAAUUGGCCUUUGAAUAUUAUUAUAAAACCUUGUAAAUAGUGAUUUCUUUUUUCUUUUUAUCUGUGAAGUUGAUUUUUUUUUUUUUUUUGUGUGUGUGUGUUAAAUCCGCAUUAUUGUCUUUAGGAUUUAUGUAAAUUCCUAUAUUCAAAGUUGCCCGAAUCCAUUUAAAAGGAGCUUAAAUGCAAUUGGAUAGCCUUUGAUGACUAAAGGUAUAUUGGCUUUUCUGAUCCACUUUUGUUUGGACCAAAACCAGUAUUGUACAAAGUAUUAAGUAUAUAUUUUUCUAUUGCGUGUUUAAAUGGACGAGGGUGACUUUGGAUGAUAAGGAAAUCAGUUUAAUUUUAAAGCCAUGAUUAUUACUGGAUGAGUGAUAAAAAUUGAAACCAUGGGUAAUUACCAUCAAUAAAACUAUAAAAAUAA
Gasterosteus aculeatus aculeatus (three-spined stickleback) is the source of this 5927-nucleotide messenger RNA. RefSeq names its product nucleoporin 153 (gene nup153). Gene Ontology annotation, cellular component: nuclear pore. Gene Ontology annotation, molecular function: structural constituent of nuclear pore. Gene Ontology annotation, biological process: RNA export from nucleus; protein import into nucleus. NCBI's taxonomy places the organism in Eukaryota, Metazoa, Chordata, Actinopteri, Perciformes, Gasterosteidae. The record is from RefSeq and is a predicted model, not a curated record.